AUGCUCCAGUGUGACUCUGCAAAAGAUUGCACCAAAGCUGUCUACGACGUGGCGAACAAGGUCUGCUACCUCAAAGGCGCAGAUGCUCCAUGGCCCUUCAACGCAGGAUACCAGUCGAUCAGGCUGCUCAAUGGAACAGCAAGCCAAACCGGUAACUUGGGCAAGUGGGCUCCAGCUGUUAACUUUCCUGUCGUCCCUGUCGGGGCCUUCAUGGUCCCCGAGCAGCCAGUUUCAAAUCGAAUUCUCGCCUUCUCGUCCUGGGGCCCCUAUGAAUUCAGCGGGCCUACGGGGAUAACGCAAUUCACAGACUACAACUACAAGACCGGUGCAGUCUCGCAGAGGACCGUCACCGAGACUAAAUACGACAUGUUUUGUCCCGGAAUGAGCUUUUUGUCGAACGGCUCCAUGGUUGUCACUGGCGGCGAGAAUGCAGAGGCCGUCAAUAUGAAGAUCGCGCGUGGCUAUCAAAGCUCUACGACUCUCUCUGAUGGCCGCAUCUUUACGAUUGGUGGCUCCUUUACGGGCGGCAUUGGAGGCCAAGAUGCCGUGUUGAAAGUCGGAGAGGUCUACGAUCCUGCUAAGAACACUUGGACUCUGCUCAAUGGCUGCGAUCGUACCGACAAUCACGCCUGGCUGUAUGGCUGGAAGGAUGGCAGCGUCUUCCAAGCGGGUCCCAGCAAGACGAUGCACUGGUACGGCACCAAAAAUGGCGGCUCUGUUCAGCUUGCUGGCACUCGAGAUGGAGACAACGAUGCCAUGUGUGGCAUCAAUGUGAUGUUCGAUGCUGUAGCAGGCAAGAUCUUGUCAGCCGGCGGCAGCCAGAGCUAUACGAACAGCGACGCCUUCAUCAAGGCACACCUUAUCACCAUCGGACAACCAAACCAAGCUGCCACAGUGGAGAAGCUCCCAGACAUGAAUUUCCCCAGAGGCUUCGCCAAUACAGUCGUCCUCCCAAACGGCCAAGUCGUCGUCCUCGGCGGGCAAGCCGAAUCCCUGGUCUUCACAGAUAUUCAAUCCAUCUACGCUGCUGAGCUCUGGGACCCCACAACGAAGCAAUUCACCAUCCUUGCACCCGCUUCGGUCCCGCGCAAUUACCACUCCGUUGCUCUCAUCCUCUCCGACGGUACCGUCUGGUCAGCCGGUGGUGGCCUCUGCCCAGUCGGCCAAGGCGAGUCAACAGCCUUCUGCGACCAGACACUCAAUCACUUCGACGGGCAGAUACUCUCGCCACCGUACCUCUUCAAUGCCGAUGGGUCAUCCGCCACACGACCGACGAUCAACUCCCUGCAUAGCGCAACUGAUGCCAACGGAUACACGACUCGCGUGGGCGGGACUCUGAGCGUCGAUAUGACAGAAUCGGGGAAGACCACGUUCUCCCUCGUCCGUCUUGGUAGCUCGACGCAUUCGAUCAAUACCGAUCAGCGACAGGUACCAUUGGCGAAUGUCACGAGGAAUGGGGCGAGGUUUACGAUCAAGCUGCGUGCUGAUUCGGGCGUGCUUUUGCCGGGUUAUUACUAUCUUUUUGCAAUGAACGAAGCUGGGACACCUUCUAUUGCAAGGAUGAUUCGCGUUACAGUCUGA
This is a messenger RNA of Zasmidium cellare ATCC 36951, 1581 nucleotides long. Its product is annotated as copper radical oxidase. The coding region runs from base 1 to 1581 and encodes 526 amino acids. NCBI's taxonomy places the organism in Eukaryota, Fungi, Ascomycota, Dothideomycetes, Mycosphaerellales, Mycosphaerellaceae. The record is from RefSeq and is a predicted model, not a curated record. Gene Ontology annotation, molecular function: protein binding. The transcript has 3 exons.